GGUUCAUGUGGCUACGUCCACUCCUCCGGAGCACCAGGGGGCGCUGUUGUACUGGUGGAUGCCUGCCUGGCAUGCCGCCAUUGCAGCAAAGAAACACAAACACUAGUGGUUAGAAUUGAAGCAUUCCUUGGCUGAGACCUACUAAACUGCCAAGUUGAGAAGACAAGAGGAAACAAGAGAAGAGGUGGUCUUUUCUUUGCCAUGGCCGACAUCAAGAACUUCCUGUAUGCUUGGUGCGGCAAGAAAAAGUUGACCCCAAACUAUGACAUCCGAGCUGCAGGGAACAAAAACAGAUUCCUGUGUGAGGUGCGAGUGGAUGGCUUCAACUACACCGGCAUGGGCAACUCCACCAACAAGAAGGAUGCUCAGACCAAUGCUGCUAGAGACUUUGUCAACUUCUUGGUCCGAGCUGGUGAAAUGAAUGCGGCCGAAGUGCCAGCUAUGGGCGUGGCCGUGGUCGAUCAAGGAGGUGGUCGGGAGCAGUCUGAGGGGGGAGCCAAUGUCCCAUUUGGAAAUCUGCCCAGCGGUGGUCCUCUUCCUCCUCACCUGGUGGUCAAGGCGGAACAGGAAGAGUCCAGUGCUGGUGUGGUGCCGGGUGUCACUGGACAGGGCUACUCUGGAGGAGGUGCUCAGUGGGAGCGAGGUGCCAACUUGAAGGAAUACUACGCCAAGCGAGAUGAACAGGAAGCUCAGGCGACUCUGGAGUCAGAAGAAGUGGACCUGAAUGCUAGUCUCCAUGGUAACUGGACCCUGGAGAACGCCAAGGCUCGUCUGAACCAGUUUUUCCAGAAGGAGAAAACCAGCGCUGAGUAUAAAUACAGCCAAGUUGGGCCAGACCACAACAGGAGCUUCAUCGCUGAGAUGCAGCUGUUUGUCAGACAUCUUGGCCGACGCGUGACCGCUCGAGAGCAUGGCUCCAACAAGAAGCUGGCAGCCCAGUCGUGCGCCCUGUCCUUGGUCCGCCAGUUGUACCACUUGGGUGUCAUUGAGGCCUUCUCUGGAGUCACCAAGAAGAAAGAAGGAGAAACUCUGGAUGUCUUUGACGUGUUCGUGUCACCAGAACUUCAGAAACAGCUCUGCGGGGUCGUUCAAGAGCUCGGAGUCCAGAUACCCCCGCCUCCUGUAGACCCAAGUGGCGCUGUGUCUUUGGUUCAAAUGAAGAUGGGGACAUUCGAGCCCUCUCAGCGGCAGACUAGCGCCGGUGUGGUGCCGUGGUCACCGCCGCAGGUGAACUGGAACCCGUGGACCAGCAGCAACAUCGAUGAUGGGCCACUGGCCUUUUGCACUCCGGAGCAGAUCAGCAAAGACCUUCAUGAAGAGCUGAUGCAUCAACUGCAAAAUGACGACAACCUGCAGAAGAUGCUGAUGGAUCGCGACCAGCUGCCCGUCAAACAGUUUGAGGAUGAGAUCAUGGCAGCGGUGGACAGGAACCCGGUGGUUAUCAUCAGAGGAGCGACCGGCUGUGGGAAGACCACGCAGGUCCCUCAGUACAUCCUUGACCGCUUCAUCAAGACUGGCCGAGCUUCUGAGUGCAACAUUGUGGUCACCCAGCCCAGACGCAUCAGCGCCGUGUCUGUGGCCGAGCGUGUUGCCAUGGAGAGAGGGGAAGAUCUGGGAAAGAGCUGUGGCUACAGCGUCCGCUUCGAGUCCAUCCUCCCUCGGCCCCACGGCAGCAUCCUCUUCUGCACCAUUGGUGUGCUGCUACGAAAACUGGAGGCUGGAAUCCGAGGCAUCAGUCACGUUAUUGUGGAUGAGAUCCAUGAAAGAGACAUCAACACGGACUUCUUGAUGGUGGUCCUCAGAGACGUUGUUCAGGCUUUCCCAGACGUCCGCAUCAUCCUCAUGUCGGCCACCAUUGACACCAGCAUGUUCCGAGAGUACUUCUUCAACUGUCCCAUCAUUGAGGUUUUUGGACGCACCUUCUCUGUCCAAGAGUAUUUCCUGGAGGAUUGCAUCCAGAUGACCAACUUCAUCCCCCCACCACCUGAUCGCAAGAGGAAAGACAAAGACGAGGAGGCGGGAGGGGAGGAAGAUACCAACUGUAACUUGAUGUGCGGACCCGACUACACCGAGGAGACUAAGCGUUCCAUGGCGCAGAUGAACGAGAAGGAGAUGUCCUUUGAGCUGGUGGAAGCUCUUCUCAAGUACAUAGAGACUCUGCAGGUGUCCGGUGCCGUGCUCGUGUUCCUUCCUGGAUGGAACCUCAUCUACGCCAUGCAGCGCCACUUGGAAUGCAACCCCCAUUUUGGAAGUAGCCGGUACCGGAUCCUCCCACUUCACUCUCAGAUACCCCGAGAAGAACAGAGGCUGGUGUUUGAUCCUGUCCCAGAUAACAUGCGCAAGGUGAUCUUGUCCACCAACAUCGCGGAGACCAGUAUUACCAUCAAUGACGUGGUCUACGUCAUCGACUCCUGCAAACAGAAAGUGAAGUUGUUCACAUCGCACAACAACAUGACCAACUACGCCACAGUGUGGGCCUCAAAGACCAACCUGGAGCAGAGGAAAGGCCGUGCGGGGAGAGUUCGACCUGGAUUCUGCUUCCACCUCUGCAGUCGCGGACGAUUUGACAGACUGGAGACUCACAUGACUCCAGAGAUUUUUCGGACACCGCUGCAUGAAGUUUCUCUGAGUAUCAAGCUGCUGAGGCUUGGAGCCAUUGGACACUUCCUCUCUAAAGCCAUCGAGCCCCCGCCACUGGAUGCGGUCAUUGAGGCUGAACACACUCUUAGAGAACUGGACGCACUGGACUCAAAUGAUGAGCUGACUCCGAUGGGUCGCAUCCUGGCCCGGCUGCCCAUCGAGCCUCGUCUGGGAAAGAUGAUAAUCAUGGGCUGCAUUUUUCAUGUUGGAGAUGCCAUGUGUACCAUCGCUGCCGCUUCCUGCUUCCCGGAACCAUUCAUCAACGAGGGAAAACGUUUGGGCUUUGUCCACAGGAACUUUGCAGGCAGCCGCUUUUCAGACCACGUGGCGCUGUUGUCCGUCUUCCAGGCAUGGGACGACGUCAGAAUAAACGGCGAGGAAGCUGAGAAUCAAUUCUGUGAACACAAACGUCUCAACAUGGCUACUCUGAGGAUGACCUGGGAAGCUAAAGUCCAGUUGAAGGAGAUUUUGGUCAACUCUGAAUUUCCUGAAGAGACUCUGAUGACCCAGAUGUUCAACGUUGUGGGACCAGACAACAAUUUGGACGUGGUGGUGUCCCUCCUGACAUACGGCUCGUAUCCCAACGUAUGCUUCCACAAGGAGAAGAGGAAGAUCCUGACCACGGAGGGCCGCAACGCCCUCAUCCACAAAUCGUCUGUCAAUUGCCCCUUCAGUAACCACGACUUGACCUACCCUUCGCCAUUCUUCGUCUUCAGUGAGAAGAUUCGGACACGAGCCAUCUCAGCCAAAGGGAUGACACUCGUCAGUCCGCUGCAGCUGUUGCUCUUCGCCUGCAAGAAGGUUACCUCAAACGGCGACGUGGUCGAGCUGGAUGAGUGGAUCAAGCUGAGGGUCCCUCAUGAGGCAGCGGGCAACAUCCUGGCUCUAAGGGCAGCACUGGAGGCUCUGGUGGUGGAAGUGACCAAAGAUCCCAACUACAUCUCUCAGCUGGAUCAGACCAACCAACGACUCCUCAACCUCAUCCGACACAUCUCCAAACCAUCCGCUGCUGGAAUAAACCUGGUGGCUGGAAACCAGAGAAUGGGUGAUGGUCCCCGACCGCCCAAAAUGGGCCGCUUUGAUGGAGGAGGCGGAAGAGGUUUCCAGGGAGGAGGCGGCUACAGAGGUGGUGGUGGCUACCGGGGGGGUGGAGGCGGCUACGGAGGUGGGGGUUAUCGAGGUGGGCGUGGAGGAUACGGGGGAGGAGGCUAUGGAGGGGGCGGACGAGGAGGAUAUGGGGGAGGAUAUGGAGGGGGCGGACGAGGAGGAUAUGGGGGAGGAUAUGGAGGGGGCGGACGAGGAGGAUAUGGGGGAGGGGCUGGGUAUAGAGGAGGUUGGGGCGGGGCCCGAGGAGGCUACUGA
Molecule: messenger RNA, 4002 nt
Organism: Doryrhamphus excisus (bluestripe pipefish)
Lineage: Eukaryota; Metazoa; Chordata; Actinopteri; Syngnathiformes; Syngnathidae
Gene: dhx9
Product: DEAH (Asp-Glu-Ala-His) box helicase 9
Biological process (GO): positive regulation of transcription by RNA polymerase II; regulation of mRNA processing
Cellular component (GO): ribonucleoprotein complex; intracellular anatomical structure; nucleolus
Molecular function (GO): 3'-5' DNA/RNA helicase activity; double-stranded RNA binding; ATP hydrolysis activity
Source: RefSeq, a predicted model, not a curated record